AAGGAGAAUUAGAGGAAGAUGAAUUGGAGGAGGAUAAAUUAGAGGAGGAUAAAUUAGAGGAGGAUGAAUUGGAGGAGGAUGAAUUGGAGGAGAAUGAAUCAGAAAAUAGUGAAAAAAUAAAUUUUGAAUCAGAAGAGAAUUUUGAUAAUGUUGAAUUUAAUA
Molecule: messenger RNA, 162 nt
Organism: Racocetra fulgida
Lineage: Eukaryota; Fungi; Glomeromycota; Glomeromycetes; Diversisporales; Gigasporaceae
Source: the annotation of a GenBank genome assembly